AUGCCAUCCCCUCCACCGGACUGGGUCAAGGCCUUGAAGCCAUCUGAACCGCAGGGCUCCGACCUCCUAGCUCAAGAGCGCGCCCAAUCGAACGUCAAUGUGGAGAAGCUGUCUGAAUUUCUCCACACCAAGGCAGCGCUCGAGAGACAGGAUAAGAUGCUUUCUCUCCUGCAGCCAGAUAAGAUUUUCGACAAGUCUCAAAACCACUCACUCGGUCGUGUUGAACGCCUGAAGCGAUCCUUGGCCAAGGCCAAGCGCCUGCAACUGCUGGCUGAACAGGAAAAAUGGAGCAUUGAGGAGUUUCACAUUGCAAAUGAUCUCAUUGGUGAACCUACACCAUACGGAUUGCACGCCAGUAUGUUCCUGGUGACCCUCCGCGAACAAAGUACUCCUGAGCAAUACAAGCUAUUCUUCGAACGUGCCCAGAAAUACGAGAUUAUCGGUUGUUAUGCGCAGACCGAACUCGGCCACGGUUCCAACGUCCGUGGUCUUGAGACCACCGCCACCUGGAACCCCGACGAUAAGACUUUCACAAUCAACUCCCCCGCUCUCACAGCCUCCAAAUGGUGGAUUGGAUCAUUGGGUCGCACGGCCAACCAUGCAGUUGUUAUGGCACAGCUAUUUGUCGGUGGGAAGAACUACGGCCCUCAUCCAUUUGUGGUGCAAAUCCGUGACCUCCAGACUCAUCAGCCACUGGAGAAUGUCUAUGUGGGCGAUAUUGGACCCAAGUUCGGAUAUAAUACCAUGGAUAACGGUUUCCUUUUGUUUAACAAGCUGAAGAUUCCCCACGUUAACAUGUUGGCCCGUUUCUCCUGCGUUGACAAGGAAACCAACAAAUAUGUCCGCCCUGCCCUGCCAUCUUUGGUCUAUGGUACUAUGACUUGGGUCAGAUCCAAUAUUGUUCUUCAAGCUGGAGGCGUUUUGGCUCGUGGUGUCACUAUUGCAGUCCGUUACACUGCUAUCAGGCUGCUUCCUCUUCUCGCUUCUAUGUACGCUUUGCAUUUCACCGGAAGAGGUAUGAUGGCUUUGUACGAGGAUAACCAGUCUCGCAUGAAGGGGACCGCCACCCCUGGCCAAUCCUCUCGUGGAGCUGGCCCCGAAGAACUAAGGGCGGGCGCAGAGCUGCUGGCUGAUUUGCACGCUACCUCCUGUGGAUUGAAGGCACUGGCCAGUACAACUGCAGGAGAGGGUCUCGAGGUGUGCCGACGCGCAUGUGGUGGACACGGUUACAGCUCAUACUCUGGAAUCGGGCCGUUCUACUCGGAUUAUCUUCCUACCCUUACAUGGGAAGGAGAUAACGUCAUGCUCAGCCAACAGGUGGCUCGCUAUUUACUGAAGUCCGCUCGUGCUGUGCUUUCUGGUAAGGCUGCCGACAACGAUACCAGCCACAUCUUGCGAAACUACAUCAACCGUCGCGAUAAGGGUGCUUCCUUCGACAUCCUGGAGGAAGACGCCGACAUCGUUGCUGCCUUCGCAUGGAGAACUGCUCACCAAACCUUCGAAGCACUGAAGCACCGUGAUGCCGAGAAGAGAUCUUGGAACUCAUUGCUCGUGGACUUCUGGAGACUUUCCACAGCGCACUCACAGUACCUUGUUGUCAAAAACUUUUAUGAUGCAAUCUCUUCUCCUGCAAUGGCUUCCUCUUUGGACGAGGAAACUAAGUCUCUGAUGCACUCUCUUUUCCGUUUAUACGCUCUCCACACCCUGGAGCGUGAGGCGGCCGAGUUUUUCUCCUCGGGAGCUGUCACCGUCCGUCAAAUCACACUGACCCGCACCAAGGCCGUGAUGAAGUUGAUGGACGAGAUUCGCCCCCAUGCUGUGCGCCUGGUGGACUCCUGGGCUAUUCCGGACUGGCAGCUGGAUAGCAGUCUGGGUCGUUACGAUGGUAAGGUCUACGAAGAUCUCUUCCGUCGGGCGAGCCAAGAGAACCCGGUCAAUGACCUAGUAUUCGAUCCAUACCCCUGGAAUAAGGCUAUUCUGAAGGAUGAACCACCCAAGAGCAAGCUGUAG
This is a messenger RNA of Penicillium malachiteum, 2010 nucleotides long. RefSeq lists its product as uncharacterized. The transcript has 4 exons. The record is from RefSeq and is a predicted model, not a curated record. Lineage: Eukaryota; Fungi; Ascomycota; Eurotiomycetes; Eurotiales; Aspergillaceae. Gene Ontology annotation, molecular function: acyl-CoA oxidase activity; FAD binding; fatty acid binding. Gene Ontology annotation, biological process: lipid homeostasis; fatty acid beta-oxidation using acyl-CoA oxidase. Gene Ontology annotation, cellular component: peroxisome. Bases 1 to 2010 code for a protein of 669 amino acids.